Messenger RNA from Adineta steineri, 2343 nucleotides. The record is from the annotation of a GenBank genome assembly. Lineage: Eukaryota; Metazoa; Rotifera; Eurotatoria; Adinetida; Adinetidae.
AUGGAGAAGCGAUCCACUAAUGCAUCAGCGAAGAGUCAAUCAGCAUCUGAGAAAAAAAUGCGUUAUUACAUUAGUCAUCCACCAAAAAAAGCAAUAACAUUAAUUGAUGUUGAUAAAAAUGUCCUUGUUCAUAAUGUUAUUGAAUUUGCUAAAAGAAAAUUUGGUCUUAAAGUUCAUGGGAGUGAUACAUCAAAAAUCUCAAUUGUUCUUAGUUAUCGUGGUCUUGAUCUUAAACCAAAAUGGUGCAUUUCUGAUUUAAGUAUUCCAUCAGGAGCAAUUAUUCAAUGUGUAUAUCGAGAACAAAAAAUCCCUGAUCUAAAUAUAUAUUGUGGAUAUGCUAAAAAUACGUUAAAAUUAUUUGAUACAUCGAUUACUGGAGAAACAAAAAUUGGUACAAUACGACGAAUAAUUUCAAAUAAAUUAGGUUUACCAUUAAGUACAUUUUGUCUUGAAACAUAUACAGGUACACAACGUUUAUAUGAUGAUAUGAAAUUAAAUGAUUAUGAUAUUAAAAUGCAUGAACAUAUUUAUUUGAAAGUAUGGCAUGGAUUUGAAAAAUUUAUUGCUGCUUGUGUUAAAGGUUUUCUAGAACCUUGUUCACCUGAUGAUCUUACUCGACAUUAUCAAGUACAAGUUGCAUUACAUAUUGCUGCUUUUUAUGGUCAUAUGGCAUUGACAAGUACUGUUUUACGGCAAGGUGCACGAAGUGAUCGUCCAGUAGGAGAACCUCCAUCUCGACAAUGGUCUUCUCGUACUACGAUUAAUAUGUUUCCUGAAAUGCUCAAAUGUCCUAUUCAUAUAGCUAUUGAACGUGGACAUGUUAUAUUAGUUGAUCUUUUAGUUCGCAAUUCCGUUUUAUGUACACAAACACGAGAUCCUGUCACAGGUUUUCUACCUUAUAGAAUAGCACUUACUUAUUCAUCAUCAGCAAAAUCUCCAGAAGAAAAACGAUGUUAUAAUUCAAUUUAUUUUUAUUUAUAUAAUAAACAAUAUAAUCUUAAAAUACCUUUAAAUGCAAAUGGUGAAUUUGUUACAAAUUUAUUAACAUCAGCAAUAAGUACAAAUGCUGUUUAUCGUCCAUCAUCACAUCAUGUAAAUAUUUCGUUACCAUUCUAUUGUAGAAUUAUAAGUUGGUGUGAACGUGCUCGUGAAAAAACAUGGAAAAAAUAUGGUGGACAAAAUUCAACAGUAAUACAAACUAAACGAAUUUAUCCUGAACAAGGUUUACUUGGUUAUAAAGUAUUAAUUGAUGGUUAUAAUAAUACAUUUGAAAUACCAUCGGAACAACUUCAAUUGGUACGAUCUGAUCGAGGUGAUCGGUAUAUUACUUUAACUGAUGAAGAACGAGAAAAACUUAUUCAUACAAAAGCAUUAAUGAAACAAUUCACUUCCGAUGAACGACGACAUUUUAAACAAGCAAUUGCUGCACAUAUUCAUCAAUCUACAUUAUCACCAAUUGGUUCACCAGCAAAUAUAAGGAAAAAUUCAGCCAUAGUACCUCAUGAUACACAAAUUACUAGACCAAACAAACUAACAAUAGAUGGAGACAAUUCAUCAAUUACUAAUGUAUUACCAACAGCGAAUAAUAUUAUUCAAAUACAAGAUAAAUCUAAGGCAACAACAAAUAUAUUUCGACCAACAUCACGUAUUACAGUUACCAAUGAAAAAGACAAACAAACAUUACCUAUGAUUACUUCUCUACCAUCAAAUGCUUCAUCAGCACUUUCAAAUUUAACAGAUGAUGUAGAAUCAGUUAUUAAUAAUACUCAAGAAGCUUUUCAAAAGACAAUGUCAUCAGCUGAUGCUUAUUUAUUAUCAUCGGCUCGUCUUUCUCGCGAAAUGGAACAGUAUUAUGCCUCUAGAAAACGUGAACUACUUACUCAAAUCGAACAAUCAGUACAUGAACAACAACAUUCUCCUGAAGGAUCUAUUUCACAAUCAAUUACUCCAUUGAGUAAUUCACGUCCUAUUACUCGUAGUUCGAUUGUUGAUGUUGAUGCAUGUUUACCGCUACCUGAUCAACCAGUUAGUAUUGGUUCAAGUUCAAUAAAAUCUCAUCUUGAUCUUGAAGUUUAUCAAUCAACAAUUAAAGCAUAUGAACGAUAUUCAAGUGCAUCAACACGAUCAACAGCUAUUAAUUGUUUACAAGAAGCGAAUCAUUUUAAAAAUAAACCAUGGAUGAAACAAGUUGAAAUAAGUAAAGAAAUUGUUAAACAUAAAGUUCAACGACGUAUUGGUCGUGCUGAUGAAACAGAUAAAAAAUCACCAUUAUUACCUCAUCGUACUUCUGCUACUCCAACUGCAUCACCACGUCAUAAAUCACAUACAGCUAAAGCUAAUUAA